This is a messenger RNA of Filobasidium floriforme, 2078 nucleotides long. Its product is annotated as alpha-ketoglutarate-dependent sulfonate dioxygenase. Bases 499 to 1830 code for a protein of 443 amino acids. NCBI's taxonomy places the organism in Eukaryota, Fungi, Basidiomycota, Tremellomycetes, Filobasidiales, Filobasidiaceae. The record is from RefSeq and is a predicted model, not a curated record. The transcript has 6 exons. Gene Ontology annotation, cellular component: cytoplasm. Gene Ontology annotation, molecular function: 2-oxoglutarate-dependent dioxygenase activity.
AUCGCAUCUUCUGGGCUGACCUAGCACGAAUUGAUGACGUUUGAUAGUAGCUGCAGUCAAUGAGGAUGUAUAUAACAUCGAGACGUGUGUUGCCAGAAAUCAGAGAGGUCCCCGUUGCUUUUGAUACGGCAUCAACAAUCACUCAAUCAAUCCACCACCCGAUUGUUCCUGCCCUCGGUCAUUGGAAAGAUUCGCACAACGGCACACGAGCGAUCACGACGAUAAUCCCGGAAUCGUAAAACGUGUCACACGAUCCACUCUCGACAGCGAGGAAAAAAGAAGAAAAGACAGCACGCCGGCCAACUCAUAACAAUUGGACAUCGAAGUAUCUAGAAGCAAGGUCACCACCAUAUCUGGUCUCUCUUUCUGAAUAAUCCGCCUUCGACUACGAUUUGCACAAGUCGAACAUCGCAUUAUCACUCGCGUCCACGCUCUAAGCGCAUCAGAUCGCCACCCCAAAUCAAGAAGACAUCACUCCGUCUCUCACUACCUCGAACAAUGUCUGUCACCCCGCCUCCCUCCUACCCUCAGCUGCACCCCGACCUGGGUCAGACUGCAGGCCGCGACAGGAAGACUGCUCUCGAGACUACCCCUCAGGACCUGAGCACCGCGCUCGAUGAAGCUCAGGCAGAGGCCAUCGGCUUGCCCAAGAAAAAGAUCCACCAGGUCGAACAGCCUCAGAUGGUCAACGUCUUCAACUACACGGGAGCCGUGUUUGGUGAGGACGAGGAGUAUGAACAUACCGAAUUUCUUCCUUCGUUCCCCGAGAUCACCUUCCCCCCUCUGGAAGAACAACCUUUUACCGAUCGAGCCUUCUUUGCCAACCCGCAAAAGACCCGACUGUACCGAGAGGUCGAGGCUCAGGGAGGCAAGGUUCAGUUCAUGAAUCCCAACAUCGGCGCCGAGUUUACGGGAGUCAGCUUGACCAAGCUGAGUGAUGAGGCUCGGGAUGAUCUGGCCUUGCUGCUCGCCGAGCGUGGCGUGGUCGUCUUCAGGAAGCAGGACGACAUGACAAUCGAAUCCCAGACCGAUCUUGGGAAGCACUGGGGCCCUCUUCAUAUCCACUCGACCACCGGUGUUCCCCGCCGAGCUGGUCUCGAGCACGUUCACGUCGUCUACGCUGACAAGGGCGCGCUCCCGGACAGGACGGCGUUCGCCCCCAUCGAGCUGUACCACUCGGACGUGACGUUCGAGAUCCAGCCUCCUGGUCCCACCAUCCUCCGACUGAUCACUGCUCCUGAUUGUGGUGGUGAUACCUUGUUCACCUCCGGAGCCGCCGUCUACGCAUCCUUGUCGCCGUUCUACCAACAGUACCUCGACAACCUGUACGCGGUACACUCUGGCAAGGAGCAAAGCAAGGGAGCUCAGAGCGCCGGUCAACACAUCAGGAGGCCGGCCAUCGAGAAUGCCCAUCCGGUCGUCCGAGUCAACCCCGUCACCGGUGUCAAGAGCAUCUUCGUGAACCCUGGUUUCACUCGACGUAUUCUCGGAGUCUCCAAGGCCGAGAGCGACAAUACUCUCAGCUUUUUGUACUCGCAAUUCGCUCAAACGCCGGAAUACACUGCCCGCGUCAAGUGGGAAGUCAACGACGUUGCCAUCUGGCACAACGGUCUCGUGAACCACAGCGCCAGCUUUGAUUUCUGGCCUCAACGACGACACGCUCUUCGUGUCACGCCUCACGCCGAGAGGCCCAUGUCCGUGGCAGAGUACGAGACCAAGUACGACAAAAAGGCGAUCGACAGCGACACCGUCAAGUACAGGGCUCUCGGGAUGGAGAAGCCCAAGUACAACGUUACCCUGAACAGGAAGGAGCGUGGCUUCAAGGACUAAUUGGAUCGCGCGUUACCUCGCCAGGACUCCACUUUCUCCCAUCCUCCUAUCCCUUCCCUUUAACGAACCCCUUGACGAUACGUACGGUCGAUUGCCCGUCCUCUUAAUGCUCUUGUUCCGAACCCUUGUACUCGACUUGUUUGUAGCACCCAGGUCUUGCCCUUUUGCAAUAUGGCCGUCAAGAGCGCCAACCAUAUAUCCAUCCAAUGACCAUCAAUAUCGUAUGCAUGAUCUUGCUGAGUUGCAGA